Pochonia chlamydosporia 170 is the source of this 1671-nucleotide messenger RNA. Its product is annotated as transposase-like protein. Gene Ontology annotation, molecular function: protein dimerization activity. The coding region runs from base 1 to 1671 and encodes 556 amino acids. NCBI's taxonomy places the organism in Eukaryota, Fungi, Ascomycota, Sordariomycetes, Hypocreales, Clavicipitaceae. The transcript has 3 exons. The record is from RefSeq and is a predicted model, not a curated record.
AUGCCUACCGUGACCUCCACGGUAGGGCUUUACGCAAGCUCGGCCAUCCUGGCCAUCGCUCAUAAAUUUGCCUGGGUUCCCAGUUCUUCCACGAACAUUCCCACCAGGACUUUCGAUUUAGAGCAGCCCAAGAAGGCGGCAUACCAGGCAAUCGUGGCCCAUUUUGUAGAUGCGGAGACGAGAGAAGUCGCCCAAGCGUUAUUGUCACUGCGCGAGUUCAAAGGAAGCCACAAUGGGGAAUUGCAGGCCAAGGUUUUCCUAGAAGUUGUCGAAGAGUACGACCUCAGCGGGAAAGUUGGCUACUUUACGAUGGAUAAUCACGAUGCUAACGAUACUAUGCUUGACGAUGUCGCAAAAGAGAUUGAGAGUUUAGAUCCGGUUGCCAAGCGACUACGCUGCAGUGGCCAUAUCAUGAACCUCAUCGUUCAAACCUUCCUCUCUCGGAGCAAGGCAAAGAGGAUCCAGGAGGAUGAACAAGAGGGGAUUGAUGUGGCGUAUGAGCGGCUGUGCAGGCUAUCCGAAACAGAAGGAGGAGGCAGUAUUUCGAAGGCACAAGCUACUGAGGAGUGGCGGGAGUUUAGUGUUCUAGGCAAACUCCACAACUUGUGCAUAUAUUCAAGAAGCUCUACCAGCAUUUACAACGACUUCAAGGCCAAGAUUGGCAGGGCCUUGCCGAGGGACAAUGAUACACGUUGGAACUCAUGGUUUCGCCUCAUUGACGUGGCUAUUGAGAGACGGGCAAAGCUCAUGGAUUGGAUUCAAGAAAAUCACGCCAAAAUCGAGAAAGAUGCACUAGACCAUAACGACUGGAACGAACUCAGAGAUAUUCAUGCGUUCUUACAGGUAUUCCACCAGAUCUCGGUACGCCAAGGCCGGGAGAAUACUCUCGAUGAAGUUCUCUCCCACAUGGACUUCCUGCAUGAACACUUCACGCAGACUAAAGACCGGGCUUUCAGUGACCCACGCUUCUACGCCCGCUUUCACGUGGCUUGGCUCAAAUUCGAGAAGUAUUACCAGCUUACUGAACUAGCCCCCGUGUAUGUGGCCGGUAUUCUCCUCCACCCAGCACUCCGAAAGAGCUAUCUGAGUGAGCAGUGGAAGAGAAACCCGGCCUGGGUUAGCAAUGCCGUGGAUGCCGUAAGGAAGAUUUGGUCCACAGAGUACAAGAGCUACCAGCUCCCAGAUAAACAACAGGAAAAUGAGGCAGAACUCGAUGAGUUUGAUCGCUGGAGGCGGAAGGUAUAUUGCACAUCAAAUGAGGUGAAGGAUGAAUUCGAGCGCUUCAUUUAUGGCUCACAAGUCGGGAUUGGGCAACAAACGGCCUUAGAGUGGUGGCUUGAACCGACCCAGAGAGAAAACUACCCCCUCCUCUGCCGUAUGGCUAUUGACGUAUUCUGCGUCCCCCCAAUGUCUACGGAGGCAGAGCGAAUCUUCUCAGGCACAAGACGGCAGGUUACAUGGGAUAGAAGUAACAUGUCUGCCAAAAUGGUGGAGGCAUGUGAGUGCAUUAAAAGCUGGAUAAGUGUUCCAAAAGGAAAGAGUAGGCCGCUUCUUGCUGGGGUGUUCAGGAGAGCGGAGGAUAUUGACGCAGCUGUAAGGAUACUCCAAGAAGAUAUAGAGAUUGGUAAGGGGGCGGAGAGUGAUGGCGAGACUGGGGAAUUGGCAGUAUAG